AUGACGGCAUUUGUUAACUUUCCGUCGAGCUAUACUCAGUCUACAGUAGAGAGAGCAUUUAGAAAGUACCUCCCUGAGGUUUCUAUUACAACUGAUAAACCAUCCGAUAGAGUUCAAAUUCAGUAUGCUGAUUACGACCUCAUCGAAUUUGACUGGUUAAUGCAAGAUAGCGAUAAUUCCAUUGGAUCAAGCUACUGCUUCCGUAAAGCGCUUACCAGGAAAAACUACCUUCACCAGACUAUAGAAGCUUAUCUUGCUAAAAUAGAGCACAGGUUGUCGGUCAAUGCAGUGGACGCGAGCGAGAAAGCUAACGUAGAGCUUCUACGCAAAGCUAUGCCAAAAUGCUGGACUAUAGAUGUUGCACAUUCAGAAGAUCUCGAUGAGGUACUAAUGGAUGAGCUUUACGAUCUCAAUCAGGCUAUGAAUGAUGAAAGUGAUAGUUGGUUUAUCCUCAAGCCAGCCAUGGCAGACCGCGCCAAUGGUAUCAGAUUGUUCAAUAGUGAAGAAACUUUACGUGAAAUUUUUGAAGAGUUUGACAGCGAUUCGGAGGAUGAGGAUGAGGAUGAAGGUGAAGAAGAUGAAGAAUCUACUGCUGUUUCAACAUCGCAAUUAAGGCAUUUCGUCAUUCAGGAAUACAUCUCAAAUCCCCUCCUCAUAGAUCCAACAGGUGGUAAAGAUACCUUCAAUAAGUUCCAUCUGCGGGUUUAUGUCCUCUGUGUGGGUAGCAUCAAAGUAUACAUGCCAACAUCGAUAUUGGCAUUAUUUGCAUCACAGACUUACAAACAGCCUGAUGAAGACCAAAGCCUUCUCUCACAUCUGACAAACUCCUGUUUACAGGGAUCUAAUAUGGACAGAAACACAUUUGUUAAGUCCUUAGAAGAGUUGGAGGGUUGUUAUACUGCCACUGGUGAACAGAUUACACCACAGCAAAUAGAAGGUUGGCUUGAUAGCGCGUCUAAAGUCAUAGGUCAGGCUGUUAAAGGUGCGGUCGAGUCUGGGUCUGUACACUUCCAGCCUAUACCAAAUGCAUUUGAGAUCUACGGUGUUGAUCUCUUAGUCACGGAGACGAAUGAAGUCAAAUUGUUGGAAUUCAACGGAUGCCCAGAUUUUGGACAAACGGGAGAUAGACUGGCCUGGAUAGUCGACAACGUGGUGGACGCUUCAUUUGAGAAGGGUAUACUAGAACUGUUGGGUAAGAACAACAUAAGUAACACCGUAAAGACAAUAAAAUGUCUCGAUUAUGAGUUCAAACGGGCUGAAGACGGUGAGGCUCCACGUGCUCCAGCUCCUGCUCAAGCACCAGCUCAAGCUCAAGCACCAGCUGCUCAACAGCAAAAGCCACGUACCCAACAAAAGCCACGCACUCAACAAAAGGGUGCUAAGGACUCCGCAAAGGACGAAUCUCUUCCAUCAGAGCGUGCUCCUCGCGGUGAACGUGGUGCUAAGCGCUCACGCGGUGCUAAGACCCCAGGUAACCCAGGUGGUCAACGUAAGGGACGUCAAUUCGACCGUCAAUCUCAAACCGGCCGCACUGACAGCAACAAGCAAAAGGCUGCAUGGGGUGGUGAAGACGGCCAAAAGGAGCUCGCAACUGAAGAAGCCGCUAAGAAGGAUGCCGAAGCUGCUGAAACCGCUCCAGGUACCCCAGCUGAACCAAAGGAACCAGAAGAGACAACCAAGACUCUCGACGAGUACCUCGCUGAACGCGCAUCAAAGAAGCUCGACAUCGGUGCACCAGAAGUCCGUAAAGCUAACGAAGGUACAGAAGGUGUCUCUGGUGUUCAACUUCUCCGUGACUCACAAGAGGAACACUACUUCGUUGCACCAAAGGCUCAACCAAAGGAACCAAAAGCAAAGUCACAAAAGUCAUCAAAGGUUACAAUUGAGAUCGAUGGCCAAUUCGCUAAGCCAGAGUCUGAGCGUAGACCAAGAAACACCAACGGUAGAGGUCCUUCCCGUGGUAGAGGCCGCGGUGGCGCUGCUGGACGUGGCCGUUCUGGUCGCCAAGGUGGUCCACAGCGUAAAGAAAACGCUGGCGCUAACGUCAACCUCAACGACGAGAAGGCUUUCCCAACUCUUGCUUAA
Molecule: messenger RNA, 2085 nt
Organism: Wallemia mellicola CBS 633.66
Lineage: Eukaryota; Fungi; Basidiomycota; Wallemiomycetes; Wallemiales; Wallemiaceae
Product: TTL-domain-containing protein
Exons: 8
Coding region: 1-2085 (694 amino acids)
Biological process (GO): protein modification process
Cellular component (GO): P-body
Source: RefSeq, a predicted model, not a curated record